Molecule: messenger RNA, 3222 nt
Organism: Nematostella vectensis (starlet sea anemone)
Lineage: Eukaryota; Metazoa; Cnidaria; Anthozoa; Actiniaria; Edwardsiidae
Exons: 7
Coding region: 111-1763 (550 amino acids)
Source: RefSeq, a predicted model, not a curated record
UUCAAAUAUAUUGGAACCUUCCGCUAUGCCAAUAUAACACCUGUCACUGCCAUGGACACAAACAAACAGGCUUGACAUCUCUUGCAACGAGUGUUGCUUGCAAGACGAAAAUGAACUCCGUUUACAUCUUGCUGCUCGCGGCCUUUUCAGGUUUUUCCUCCGCCAAAACCGAAAUCAAAAAACGCAACUGGCGAGAGACUGGCGUUUUCGUGGUCGAAGUGAAAAAGACGUUUCUCAAGAAUGACACUCUAGUAAAAAAUCUGUUGGGGGAGCUCAACUUUGCACUGACGUCGACCCAAGAUCUAUCAGGCGAUGCUACAGGGCGCAAAAAGUCGAAAUUCGACAAGCUAUCAGGGCGGGAAUUGACCAGCUAUCCGCAACUACAAUUGGUUUACAGCUUCCUUAGAGAGUCGGAGCAGAAAGUGAGGGAGACUCUGGACGAAGCAUGGGAGAGCAUCAGGAAGGAGAACCCUGCUGGGGCCGAAAGGAUCGAGCGAAAACUGACAUGUGACAAGAAUAGUUGCCGGGUUACCAUCGAUGCUUUCAUUACGUACGGCAUUUAUGCCACCCAGAAGCCUUCACGGCCCUCCACCAAAACCGCAGCCUCGAACACGAAUCCCCCAACUAGCAAGUCAACUUCAACCAAGGUAGCAAAACACGAAGACGUCAGGGAGGCAGAAUUGAGAGGCAUCAGGAUGUUCUUUGAGUUAUCCUACAAAAAGGAAAUCCAAUACUUCUUUGUCAAGUCCAACCAGACUUCUUCAAUAGUAUGGCAAUGCAGCGCCGAGAUGGACAACAGGAUCAAGAAGCCAUUGCCUAAAGACGACCGCAUGCUUUCAAUAGGGAUUCAAAUCGCAGAGAAGAAAAAUCAGCCAACUACGAUGGCACUGUCAGUGGCAAGAAAAACAUGCAAGAACGACCAUUCUGAGCCAGAUCCGGACAAGGCCAAAAAGUGUACCAUGGUAAUCUACGGCUUUCCGCAUGACAUCACGGUAGAGCGUACCCCGAGUGGGACAUACCUAUCAGUGGUGAUGGAAAACACCACCCGCUCAUCAAACCCCCUUUACACGCCCUCGUCAAACCGACCGGAACCUGGCCCACGACCUAGCGGCGGCCCGGUCAAGAAGUACCUGAUUUUCCUGCCCAUGGACAUGCUGGACAACCCCAUGCCCCACAAAGCGGUCGUGGUGACAGAACAAGUGAACGCAACCAUGGCAACAUGCGUCUGCGCACAGGAGUUUCACGCUCAAAAGAAAAAAGCAACCCCUCAAAUCAGGACCUCAACGCCUACUAGCAAAAUCCCUACGAAACAGCGUACAACCCCAAUAUCGAAAGGGCUCCCGACUGGACAGAUAAUGAAGCCGGCGCUGGAUGCUUCUUUGGUCAAGCGUGCGAAAGAGGAGGCAAAAAAACUCACCCGCAAACCAGUGUACAUCAACAUUAUCCAGAACCUUAUCCUCCUGGUGAAACAACGAGCUAUCAAGGGGGCCAAAAACAACAACUAUCUUAUGGAAAACGAGAAAAAGCCAGGGGAGGCAAACGGUAAAGAAGUCAAGAUGGCAACGAUAAACCAAGCUAGUUCACCUGAAGGUAUAGUUCUGUUCAAGCCGUCAAAAGCAGCACAACAACCAGAUGCUACACAGGUCGCGAUGCAGGCGAAAAAUGUGGCGAAGAAUGUGCUUCGGCAGACCCUGUAUCUAGACGAAGACAACAAACUCAUCUUCAAGCCAAAGAAAAGGCCAAUCAAGCAGUACAAUCGUUGAAACGUUUAGAGACUUCAAAAGGCACUGUCCUGCAACAGGCUGGUGGACAGUAGUUUGUUAGUCAGCGUAAGUGAGAUACGUGUGGGGGAGCACUAAUUGAGCGUGCACUGACAGCGUGAGCUCGUUCUAAAGUUUUGCAAAGUUUUUUAUUUUAAACUUUUGUAGAUCAUAGAAUUUGUAGAAUUAGAAUUGUACCUGUAGCAUGUGCUAUCAGGCUUACCCUUCAGUACUUUCGGAUUCCACGAUGAAGAAUCUUUGUAGGUUUCGAUUAUUUUAAAUAAUUUCAGGGUAAUCAAAUAGUUCACACAUUGCUGUCGAGAUACCGUAUCAUCGUCCUGGAAUUUCCUAGGGGGGCAGCGGCUCUAGCCUCGCCUAACAUUCGAGACUGGCCUCGCCUAACAUGCGAGACUGGCCUCGCCUAACAUGCGAGACUGGCCUCGCCUAACAUGGCCUCGCCUAACAUGCGAGACUGGCCUCGCCUAACAUUCGAGACUGGCCUCGCCUAACAUUCGAGACUGGCCUCGCCUAACAUGGCCUCGCCUAACAUGCGAGACUUACCCGAGACACCCGCUAUUUGGUUACAGUAUACCAUUUUUUCUGUUUUCUCCUCUUUCAAUAGUUAACAGUCUGCAGUCUGUGUUUUCUUUAGCAGGGUAAAUAUUCAUAUCAACCACCAGCAUCAACAAUACGUCGCCCACUUGUUAUUAUUCGUGGUCUAAUACGCACUCCUUAUUCAUAUUUUGCACACCUUGGCAUACAGUGUUUAAGUGAAUACAGUGAAUAACGCCCUUGGCUGUGGUGGAUGCGGCUACGCGAUAGCGAGGCUGUUUAAUAUUGAAACAGUGAAUAACGCCCUUGGCUCUGGUGGAUGCGGCUACGCGAUAGCGAGGCUGUUUAAUAUUGAAACAGUGAAUAACGCCCUUGGCUGUGGUGGAUGCGGCUACGCGAUAGCGAGGCUGUUUAAUAUUGAAACAGUGAAUAACGCCCUUGGCUGUGGUGGAUGCGGCUACGCGAUAGAGAGGCUGUUUAAUAUUGAAACAGUGAAUAACGCCCUUGGCUCUGGUGGAUGCGGCUACGCGAUAGCGAGGCUACUUGAUAGAGAGGCUGUUUGAUAGAGAGGCUACUUGAUAGCGAGGCUGUUUAAUAGAGGCAAUGCCAUCAGUUUACAUCCGGGCAAUUACGUAAUAAUCUCCGGUGAUUUUUAACAGGAACAUAUUUUAACAAAGUCAAAGCAAUUUUUCUAUAAAAAAAAGUAUGUGGCUGAUAAUUUAGAGCUGAUGGCUGUUAAAUAGCGCGGAUUCUUUCUACUUGGGGUUUCCGCCAAAGUCAACUGGUGCGGUUGCUCACCCUCAAAUUCGUAAAACAGAGGCAAAACGACUGCAUUUAAAUCGCUGUAUUUCCGUUAUGAUCCUGUAUUUAUACAAAUAAAAUACAUUUUGUGUUGCAAAACACAUCCAAA